Molecule: messenger RNA, 210 nt
Organism: Lithohypha guttulata
Lineage: Eukaryota; Fungi; Ascomycota; Eurotiomycetes; Chaetothyriales; Trichomeriaceae
Exons: 1
Coding region: 1-210 (69 amino acids)
Source: RefSeq, a predicted model, not a curated record
AUGGGAGACUUGAUUAGAGCCAACGGGCUUACCGUAGGGGCGCGGGCUCUUAAGAUCAUGGCCCAGAUGAACGAUGAGAGUCUACAGAAGACCACUGGCGACCUACGCAUGAACGUUGCCGGAAAAUCGUCCACAGAGCACGUUGACACCACAUUUGAAAAGAGACAUGGUUUUGGACAUACGAUUCAGUCGAAGAAGCCGGAGUUCUAG